Aspergillus chevalieri is the source of this 366-nucleotide messenger RNA. RefSeq lists its product as uncharacterized. The transcript is spliced from 2 exons. NCBI's taxonomy places the organism in Eukaryota, Fungi, Ascomycota, Eurotiomycetes, Eurotiales, Aspergillaceae. The record is from RefSeq and is a predicted model, not a curated record. The coding region runs from base 1 to 366 and encodes 121 amino acids. Gene Ontology annotation, cellular component: mitochondrial outer membrane. Gene Ontology annotation, biological process: protein insertion into mitochondrial outer membrane; mitochondrial outer membrane translocase complex assembly.
AUGGCCGCCGAACCCGUCGCCUCCAACCCGUCUCUCGCGGCAUCUGGCUAUAUGGUGUCAUCGGUUGAUAAAUACUCGUACGGCUCGGACGAUGAAGUUGCCUCUCUGCCCUCAGAAUCGACCUCGAGUUCGGAUCUGGAUGCACUUUCGGAUGAUUACUCGGAUGCAGAAGAGGAAUGGAGAGAGAGCAUUGAACAGCUGGAAUUGCUCUUGUCGAUGGUUCUUGUGCCGUUUGUGGGGAAGUACUUGGGGAGAAAGUGCGCUUACUGGAGCUGGACUAGAUUCAUGCAAUGGAAGUACCCCGUCGAAGUCGUCGUGAACAACCAAGCUUCCUUUAAGGGAACCGGUGCCAUGGCUGCGCUCUAG